Aspergillus neoniger CBS 115656 is the source of this 870-nucleotide messenger RNA. RefSeq lists its product as uncharacterized. The record is from RefSeq and is a predicted model, not a curated record. The transcript has 9 exons. Bases 60 to 764 code for a protein of 234 amino acids. NCBI's taxonomy places the organism in Eukaryota, Fungi, Ascomycota, Eurotiomycetes, Eurotiales, Aspergillaceae.
UCUUUUUUUUUUUUUUUUUCUUUUUCCCGAAUUUCUAUGUCACGCGGCCGGUAGUGGCAAUGAGUAGCGUUGGUGGAGCGAACGACUUGCCGGGGCUGCGGGGAAAACCUGUCCGGCGCAAUGCGAACGACGCUGACAAGAGGAGGGGAGAUGAUAUAUACGAAAGAGGGGGGGAGGGACUAACAGGAGGGUCCAACACGAGCUGCUUCUUCUCGCAUGUCUUGUCAGGUAUCGUCCCGGGUGAGCCCAAACCAGCGACAGCUCACUGCCCUGGUGGUCUAACUUCCGAGGCUAGAACCCAAAUUUGGAACCCGACAAACUUGCCCUCUGCCUCCAAACAGUCUAUACCCGUUGGGUACAUACAUACCAAAGCAUCGGCAAAGACAAUGGCGACCAUUAUGCACAUCGGCAUACCUAUGUACUUUGACUGGUUUCGGCCCAUUUCCAGAAAACUCGGAGAUUGCUUUGCAGGAACUAUAGUGGGUGGUCGCUUCUUCUGUUGUAUGGGUGAGCUGCAGCAUAGUAUCUUACCUAUUUGGGACGGUGUUUUGCAUGCGUAUAACGCUCCUGCCCGUCCCUUGGGUGGGUAUCUACCGUGCAGCAAAUCGGCUCUUCUGCCGAAUCCUAUUCCCGUAGCGGAAAAAGAUAUACCUGCCCAUCAAAUCAUGUCAGUGGGAAUGGUCACCUACUAUACCCCCCUAAAGCGUGCCGUUGUGACUGCAGCAGUGCAAGAACAACACGUCCACCAGCGAAAAGAGGAAUGAAUGGGAUUGAAAAGGAUACAAAUCAUGCACUUACGGAAACGGCGCCAUGACAAGUGUCAGAAAAGCAAGUAGCGAGGUUGCCCAGUGAUAACCCAGGUUGUUGUAC